AUGGAUACACUCGAGUCUUCAUCACAGUCAGUACCAAGACAAAGAAAAUCUGGUGUUCAAACGUUUUCCACAAUGAGUCAGGAUGAUGAUAUGAAAAAAAUUAACAUAAUUCAACAAACAGACGCUUCUUCAACGACAGAAGAUGAAGAAAUGCUGAAUAGCGGGUCUGUUCAUGAUGCUGAAGUUAAAAGAGAGUUGAAGCAAAGACACAUAGGGAUGAUCGCCCUCGGGGGUACUAUCGGUACAGGUUUAUUCAUCGGUAUAUCGACUCCUCUAGAAGAUUCUGGUCCAGUCGGUUCUUUAAUCGCAUACAUCUUCGUCGGUACUUUGACCUAUGCUGUUACACAAUCUCUUGGUGAAAUGGCCACUUUCAUACCGGUUACUUCAUCAUUUACUGUUUUCGCUUCAAGAUUCUUAUCUCCUUCCAUCGGUGCUGCCGUCGGUUAUAUGUAUUGGUUCUCCUGGGCAGUCACAUUUGCUUUAGAAUUAAGUGUUGUCGGCCAAAUCGUGGAUUAUUGGACUUUUGCUGUCCCUAUCGCUGCUUGGAUUAGUAUCUUUUGGGUCAUCUUAACCGCUUUAAAUAUGUUCCCAGUCAAAUUUUAUGGUGAAAUCGAAUUUUGGGUUGCUGCCGUUAAAGUCGUCGCCAUUGUCGGUUUCUUAAUUUACUGUCUUUGUAUGGUUUGUGGUGCUGGUGUCACUGGUCCAGUGGGGUUCAGAUAUUGGAGAAAUCCAGGUCCUUGGGGUGAUGGCCUCACUUCAAAUGGUGUUGAAAUCUCUAAAAAUAAAAAUACCGGUAGAUUUCUUGGCUGGUUUAAUUCUUUAAUUAAUGCUGCUUUUACUUAUCAAGGUACCGAAUUAGUUGGUAUCACUGCUGGUGAAGCUGCUAAUCCAAGAAAAACUGUUCCAAGAGCAAUCAAGAAAGUUGUCUUCAGAAUCUUACUGUUUUACAUUGGUUCAUUAUUUUUCAUCGGUUUAUUGGUUCCCUUCGAUGAUCCCAAACUAUCAAGUGACGAUAGUUACGUUUCUAGUUCUCCAUUCAUUAUCGCUAUUGAAAAUUCAGGCACUAAGAUCUUACCAGAUAUUUUUAACGCUAUCAUUUUGAUUACAAUUAUCUCUGCAGGUAACUCAAAUAUUUACGUUGGUUCCCGUAUUCUUUUCAGUUUAGCAAAGACCGGAUUGGCUCCAAAGAUCCUUUCUCGUACAACAAAAAAGGGUGUCCCUUGGGUUUCUGUCCUGGCAACAGCAGUCUUCGGUGUCUUAGCAUACAUGGAAACAACUCAAGGUGGUCAAACUGUCUUCGACUGGUUAGUUAAUAUCACUGCAAUUGCUGGUUUCUGGGCUUGGCUCUUCAUCUUGAUCUCUCACAUCCGUUUCAUGCAAGUACUGAAAUUCAGAGGUAUUUCAAGAGAUGAUUUACCUUUCAAGGCUAAUUUAAUGCCUGGCUUGGCUUACUACGCUGUCUUUUGUAUGGUUAUUAUUAUUAUAUUCCAAGGUUUUACCGCUUUCACACCAACUUUCGACGUUUCUGAUUUCUUUGCUGCUUACAUCUCUGUCAUUUUAUUCUUCCUAAUUUGGGGUGCCUUCCAACUAUGGUUUAAAUGUAGAUGGAUAUGGAAACUUGAAGAUGUCGAUAUAGAUAGUAACAGAAGAGAUGUUGAAAAGAUUAUCUGGGAAGAUCCUGAACCAAAAACUUUCUGGGAUAAAUUCUGGAACGUUGUAGCAUAA
Molecule: messenger RNA, 1725 nt
Organism: Kazachstania africana CBS 2517
Lineage: Eukaryota; Fungi; Ascomycota; Saccharomycetes; Saccharomycetales; Saccharomycetaceae
Product: amino acid permease
Exons: 1
Coding region: 1-1725 (574 amino acids)
Biological process (GO): amino acid transmembrane transport
Cellular component (GO): membrane
Molecular function (GO): amino acid transmembrane transporter activity
Source: RefSeq, a predicted model, not a curated record